This is a messenger RNA of Mus musculus (house mouse), 8379 nucleotides long. RefSeq names its product heparan sulfate (glucosamine) 3-O-sulfotransferase 2 (gene Hs3st2). Gene Ontology annotation, cellular component: Golgi membrane. NCBI's taxonomy places the organism in Eukaryota, Metazoa, Chordata, Mammalia, Rodentia, Muridae. Gene Ontology annotation, molecular function: sulfotransferase activity; [heparan sulfate]-glucosamine 3-sulfotransferase activity. The transcript is spliced from 3 exons. The record is from RefSeq and is a predicted model, not a curated record. The coding region runs from base 20 to 700 and encodes 226 amino acids. Gene Ontology annotation, biological process: circadian rhythm; glycosaminoglycan biosynthetic process; heparan sulfate proteoglycan biosynthetic process.
CGCCUGGGUGUGAGUCAGCAUGCGGGUGCUAGGGGGCUCGGUAACUAGUCACGGAAUCUCACUCUCCUCCACCCAUCCAUUUUGCACUGUGCGCCCAGGUCCCAUGCGUGUGCGCACCCUGCACGAUGCCAGAUUCCAGGCUGUGUGUAUUGGUUCGGCGAGAUGGCUGGGGAUGGGCUUCCUGUGCUGCUGCGACGGUCUGGGCCAGAGCCGCCUGCUCGGCGCACCGCGUUGCCUCCGCGGCCCCAGCGCAAGCGGCCAGAAACUUCUGGCGAAGUCCCGCCCGUGUGAUCCCCCGGGGCCGACGCCCAGUGAGCCCAGCGCUCCCAGCGCGCCCGCCGCUGCCGCUCCAGCACCGCGCCUCUCCGGAUCCAAUCACUCUGGCUCCCCGAAGCCAGGCACCAAACGGCUGCCCCAAGCCCUCAUUGUGGGCGUCAAGAAAGGGGGAACUCGGGCGGUGCUGGAGUUUAUCCGCGUGCACCCGGACGUGCGGGCCUUGGGCACUGAGCCCCACUUCUUCGACAGGAACUACGGACGAGGACUGGACUGGUACAGUGUCGGUGUGUUCUUAGGACUGUGUAAGACAAGCAGAAACAGGAUUUGCCCCAGAGGUAAUGCUCUAAGUAAGACAGAGAGGGGAAAGCACAGGAUGAAAUCCAUCACAUUAUCAAGCUCAUGGAAAUCAGUGACUCAUCUGUAACAGCAAAGCCAAACUCUGGCACAGCAAGCCUUAGGAGGAAGCCCACAGGCAGGAGACAGGGGCCUUCUGCAUGAAGAAGAGAACACAGAAGGCUUUGCCAUCUCAUAACAAACUGAACCACACACGAAACAGACCGAGCUAUGCUCACUGUGUAUGCGUAUUGGUGAUCUGUAACCCUUCCCCCACAUGUGUGGUCUCCUGCACAGCAUCUUCGCAGACACACCUUUAUAAGGAGUAUUUUUGCAUGGUUCCAGGGGAGUGUGACAUAUUCUGAUGAAAUGAAGCCAUUGAGUCUGGAAAUCCUGCAUCUGUCAUCCUCACAGCACGCUGGAGGUAUAUUCGUUAGUUACAGCUUGUGUACCGUUCUCAGUCACUGAAUGGGCCAGAAGAGCUGUUGGUACUCAGGGAAGGUUUGGGGGGCAGAGAAGUCUCACUUCCCUUUGGAGCUUCAAGGGACUGGAUGAUCUGGGAGUGAAGAAUGAGAUUUCUCCCAGAGAGCUUUGCUUAAGGUUGUGAAGAAGACCCUGAUAGGCCUGAAAUUUUUACCAAAUACACAUCGUUCAUAGUGUUUAUGGUGUUAAAAUAGAAAAACAAAACAAAACACUCACUAGAGAAGGUAAGAAGCAUAGCUGUUUUGUUUCUGUUUUUGUUUUAAUUUUCUGAGAUUACAAUGUCUUACAAUGAAUAAUUGAUGUCCUGGCUUCCAUGAAAUACUCUGUUUCCACCUUGGCUGUCUCUUGCCUUGAGAGUAUGUCAUCCCCAGUCACCCUGAAGUCUAACAAUCUUCCAAAGAACCCCCGACUAGAUGGAAAAUCCCCAACAUGGAAUCUCUGCAUCCAGUAGUGGGGAUGGGGUGGAGUCGGGGUGGAGGCAGGGUCGGGGGAUGUCUCUGUUGGAAGCUGUACUCAUUUUGAAAUUUCAAGUGUUACCCAUGCCAUCUCCCUGAAAGCAUCUAUUUUACCAGUAGGGAGGGGGUGGGGCAGAUGCCCACCAGGGAUGAGCUGCUGUGAUGUUCUCCAGGGGCAGCUGUAAGGAAGCACUUGCUUACAUAGGUUGGGAGGAACAUCCCAAGAUCCCCUAUUCAUUCUGGUGCACAGUCGAUGCCAAUAGGUGCCAUUUCCUGAGGUAUUGUUAAUGUUCUCUGCAUUCUGUGUUCAGCAGUGUUGAAUAGCGUUCUUCCCUUGGUUAGCCCUCCAUGAAUCAUUUCUGAAUGAUUGAGUGACAGAGUGGGUGUGGAGGGGCGGAAGCACACAGCUCCCUAUUGAUCCGGAUCUGCUGGAGGACUUGGAGGGGAGGCCAGCUCUCUGCGUGAUGGCUCACAGCCAGUGGGCAAGGAAGAAGGAGGUAGAUAAGCAGACACUCACAGGCUGUGAGUCAGGCCAGAGGGGUCUAAAAGGUCAUGCAGCCAAACUAAGUCUGCGGCACCCACCGUUUCCCCCAGAGCUAACUCUGAGGUGGGUUAAUCCAUUUAUUUGUCAAACGCCCACCAUUGGCCAGGCUCAGUGCCAGGCUGCUGUGGGCUGGCUCUGCUGCCACUCUUUUCUCCUAAUGGGCUGCACUGAUGGGCUGGAGAGCUUUGUAGUCCAUGAGCAGUUUGACAAGGUGGGUAAAAGCCACCAGUGAGUGGAAAUAACUUAGCAUUUCAGAGGUAAUUGCUGCCUGUCAGGCUACACAGCUGGGCUGUUGGUCCAAUGCUCUACUCCCCAGAGCUUUCUCUGUGGGAUAAUGGGACAGGGUGGGGAGAUGAGGGCUCUGCGUGAGUGCAUUGUCCCAGGAGACAUGGCCAGAUGUGGUGGUUUGGUCGUGGGAGCUUUGGCAUCAUAGGGUUCCUAUGUGUGCAUUAGCUGUUGUGUCUUCUCAAACUUCCAGCCAGAGGCUGACAAUGGUUUUUGCUCAGCUCCCAUCCUCUGCUCUAGAUGGAGUCUGGAGGGAUGUCCUCUACUAUCUCCCAAUCCAUGGCAGUGCUCCCAUUUUGGAGGGAUGGCUCCAGCAUUCUCUAGACUUCAGUCAUUACAGGGUACAACCUCUAAUGUAAUUUCUUAAUAUUUGUGUUUCAGUGAAAACUGCAAGGAUGUUUAGCCAAGACUGAGCCAAGUGUAGGAGAAAGAGGCUUGAUCAAUGAGCACUAAGUUACAGACAGACAGGAGCACAAGGUUCUGGUGAGCUAAUAAAGUGGAAUAAAGAUAACACCAAUGCACGACACAAUUAAAAAAAAUCCUAGGAGAAUUCUGAAUGUUCCACUAAAAGGAACCGAUAAAUGUUUGAGGAGACAUAUAUUGAACCUGACAUAUGUGCAGCACACUGUGUGUGUUGAAAUAUCAGGUGGCAAUGAAUCCCUUAUGUUAAGCUUUGAUUACUGUAACAAAAUACCAGAGACAAGCAACUUUAGAAAGGAAAACGAUUAUUUGGGCUCAUAGUUUUUAAGGUUUCAGCUCACCAAUGCUCCAUUCUUACAGUAUGUGCCAAGGCAGUAUAUCAUCCUAAGUAGGUGGCAGAAGCCCUAACCUCAUGGCUGGGAACACAGGAGACAGAGCAAAAGGGUCUAGAUUCCUGCUAUUCUCUCCUAGGACAGAUGCCAGGGACCUAACACCUUCCACAGAACCCAGUCUCUUUAAAAAAAUAUUUCUUUUAUAUUUUGAGAUUAUACUAUAAUUAUAUCAUUUCCCACUCUCCUUUCUCCCUCCAGACACUCAUGUGCACCCCUUGCUUUCUUUCAAGGUCCUGGACUCCUCUUUCAUUAUUUGUUUUUGCAUUCACACAUGUAUAUACCCAUAUAUGUAUGUAUAUUGCAUAAAUAUAAACUAGUCGGUCUGUAUAAUACUAAUCUUAUGCAUGUUUUCAUGGCUCACCAUUUGAUAUUGGAUAACAAAUUGGUAUGCUCUUCCUGGGGAAGACAAUUUCUCAGCGGUCUCUAGUUGCCUAGAGUCCUUCGUGUAGGGUUGAGGCCUCAGGGCUUUCCCCAAUCCAUGUCAGCAUGUCUACUGCUGUUGUCCUUGUCAUGUCAUGGUUAGGCAGUCAUGCUGGUGAGACUUCAUGCGUGUAGCUUCCUGGCGUUGUCAGGAGACAUAAUCUCACAGUAAACCCCACGUUCUUACAGUCUUCCCAUUGCCUCUUCUGAUGCUUUAGGUACAAGAGCACUAUAGAGAUGUAGCCACUGUGACCGAUCCAUAACUCUAACUCUGCUUUUUUGAUUGGUUGAGGUUUCCUGUAAUGGUCUCUGGAGGUCUGCUCCAAAAAGAAGUUUCCUUGAGGGGUGAAAACUACACUUAUUUGUGGGUGUAAGGACCAAUAUUUAUAUUGUAGUUGGGGAUUGUGCUGUGACAGCUUAGGUUUUCCUCUGUGAUCCAACCCUUGGCUAGGUUUUCAGGAGCAGGCAUGAGCUCCUUCUUGUUGAGUGGGUUUUAAGUCCAAUUAGAGAGCCAUUGGUUACUACCAAGGUAUGCGUGCUACUACUCCACCCUUGGUUUGCUGGUCCUUGAUGAAGUUCAUAGCAAUCACUGCUGAGUAGGAAUGUUGGUUACAUUUCUCCUUUGGGACCUUGCUUGGUGCCUUCUGGUAUCAUGAAAGCUCGUCCUCAGCAGGAUAUUUUCAGGCCAGUUCCAGCCCAGGGGACUCUGAACCCUGUAGGGUCCUCUUCCCCCUUAAAGGUUCCAUCACUUCCAGAAGCUUUAAACACAUCCUUGAGCAACAUUUUCUAGACCCAAAUCAUGCUGCCAUCUAAUAUUUUAAAAUAGUUUAUGCUUCAAUUAAAUAUAAACUUAAAUUUCAAAAUUAUAUAAUCUUAGAUGUUAGGGAGCUUAUGGAGGGCAUUGGAGGAGAAAAUAGGGAGUGAAUAUAAUCAUAUUUAUUGCAUACAUGAAUAAAAUUCUCUAGAGUAAACAAAACUAUACUCUUUCAUAAAGGAAAAAGUCUUCGUUCUUUUGUUUGGUUAGUUCCUAUUUUGGAGCAAAUAGCAUAGUGUGCCAUGCAGCCCGAAAGUGAGGAGGGAAGUCCUGCACGCCUCGCCUGGUGGUCUCAGAGCUUCUCUUUGGAGAAGAAAUGACAAGUCCCCAUUUUGUGAAUCCCUCCAGUGAUGUUUUCCAUCUGUAAAUCUAAUGCAUUCUAUGCAAAUGCAUUUCAAAUAAAUAUAUUUACAAAACAACUUGAUUUAAAUUUCCAAAAUGGAAAGCAGUAUCAAAUCUGAAGGUAAUCUCCAAACAGACAGGUUGAGAACAAAGCAGUGUUAUUGAGUUUUUACUGAAGAGCAUGCUGGAAUGUUCCACACCUACAGCACUCUCUCUUUAGCUGGGGCUAUUAGGAGAUGCUAAUAGGUUAAGGAAAUAUUGGUAUCAAGAUGGGAUGGUCCUCCUUCAUGUGACCAGUAGGGAUGGAACCGCAGUUAAAAUGAUGGUAGACUUCUUUUCUGUGACGUAAUGGCAUUUUUCAGAUUUUUUCUCCGAGGGGAGAAAGCAGGACAUGACCGACAUCGUGAGAAACAUGGCUGGAAUUUGUAGAACAUCCAACUUAACUGAGUGCACCCUGGGUUUCUUAGGUUUCUUUGAUGUGUUAAUGAUUGGAAGAGAAAAAGCAAAGAGAAAACUGAGAACAAACACAGUGAGAAGACAGGUGUUGCAACGUUCAGUGCUCACAAGGGCAUCCAGGCUUCAGAAGAGCCAAGCUUCCCCCAAGAAACUGUAUGGUAGAUAUUUAAAGGAAGAAAUAUAUUAAAUCACAAGGCUUUCUCGUUAUUCCCACUACUGGGGACUAAACCAAAGAAGCCACCAUCUUCACCCACCCUCUCUGCUGCCGCUGCCACACACUCAGUGACAGCCACUUCAGUCUACUUUGUACCAUAACUGCAGCCAAGAUGUCAGUGUAAAAAUUGGAGAAAAGCUGUUUUGUUAAGGAGUCAGAAACCUACAGGAGGGGGCUCGGGAGUAAUUUUAUAUCUAUUUUGAGGUUUGCAUGAGGCAGGGCAUUUCUUUAAAAUACAUCCUUGGGGCUGAGGAGAUGGCUCAGUCAGUAAAACGCUUGCCAUGCAGGCAUCAAGACCUGAUUUUAAGCCCCAGCUUCCAAGCAAAAAGCCAGACAUUGUAACACUUUUGUAAUGCCAGAGCUGGGGAGGCAGGGCCCAGUGAGAGACCCUGACUCAGAAAAUAUAUGGUAGAUGGCUCUUAUAGAAUGAUACCAAAGCUGAACUCUGAUGGCCACAUACACACACACUUGUGCAUGCACACCCACACAAACCUUCUGGGUGCAGAUUUCUGUCUCUUCUAUUCCACUGUGAAGACAUGAGAUUUUUUUUCCCUUUGGUUUUUCGAGUCAGGUUUCUCUGUGUAGCUCUGGCUGUCCUGGAACUCACUCUGUAGACCAGGCUGGCCUUGAACUCAGAAAUCUGUCUGCCUCUGCCUCCCAAGUGCUAGGAUUAAAGGCGUGCGACACCACUGCCCGGCAAAGACAUGAGAUCUUAGAGUUUGAGUUUGAAGUAGUCCCCAUGAGUUAUGCUUUGAGCACUCAGUCCUGGCUGGUACUGUUGGUUUUGGACCAUGGAGUCUGUAGAAGUGAGCUUGGCAGGAUGAUGAGGGGCUGUUGCUGGUUACCCAGUCCCAGGCUUGGUCCCAUACCAACUUCUGGGUCUCCUGCAGUAAGAGCAGCUGCUGCCCUGCUGUGCACUCCAUCACACUACCUCUGCCAUAACAGACGGUACUCACUGGAACUGUGAGCCAGAAGAGUCCUCCAGCCUCACAUUGUUUCUGUAAACAGUGCAUCAGCUCUGCUUCUCCAGUCUGCAUAAUGUCCCUGAGCUGAGAGUGAAAGUACACCCCCUGGGGAAAACAGUCCCUGGGACUGUGCCUAUGUUGUUAACAGACAUAACAGCGUGUCUAUGGCAAGACUCCUUGGUUCUACCUUUAAUGGGGAAAUAGUUAUCAAUAUGGCUGGGAAGAUGGCUUCUUGCUACUCAGUGUUUCCCUGCCAUCAGGACCUACUGCCAGGCUGAGUCCUGCAUCUACUGUGAGGCUGGAGUCAAAUGAAUGGGCAUUGGUUUUGAAAUUAUGCCUCCUGGUUGAGCUGGGAGCCUCAAAAAAGAAUGAAAAGAUAGACAGAUAAGUAGAUAGAUAGAUAGAUAGAUAGAUAGAUAGAUAGAUAGAUAGAGUACAUGUGAGAAAGAUGGAGGCAGACAGACACAGACAUACAGACAGAUGACCAGAGAAUCAGAUUUAAGAUAUAUGUGGUGAACGUAAAAAUAAGAAGGAAACAGAAACUACAUGACUCCUUAAUGGCAGGCUUUUCCAACACACCUAGUAGAUGCCUAAAACCAUGGGUAGUAUGAACAUAUACACUAUGGUUUGUCUCAUACUCAAAUAUAUAAUAAAAAUUGAUAUAUAAAUUAGUCACAGUUAGAGAUGACUAGCAAUAGCCAUGAAAACAACAUUUGUAACAAUAUACUACUGUAACUACUUGUAAGCUGUGUUUCUCUCUCUCCCUCUCCCCCUCCACCUCCCUCCCCCUCUCUCCCUCCCUCCCUGCUCUCUCUCUCUCUCUCCCUCCCUCUCCUAUCCCCUCCUCAGAGAAUCGUAUUGUACCUUCAGGUUUUGAUUUAAGAAAGCACUUCACAGCUUCUCCUUGGCAUCUCUAAAUCUCCAGCCCCACUUACCCUUACAGUCUGGGGCCAUGAUUAAGUAAAAUGGCAGUCAUGGGAGCACAGGUACUGAGAAACUGUAUGCAUUAGUUACCUUUCCUAUUACUGUGACAAAAUAUGGAGAGAUGAGACUAAGAGGGAAGGGAGUCAUUUGGCUAAUAGCUUUAGAGGUCAUUUGUCCCAUGUACUUGGGCAGGACAUCAUGGUGAUGAGAACAUGGGUAGGAAAGAGGAACUUCUUACCUCAUGGCAAAAGGAAACUGGAAGGAAAGGAGGAAGGGAGGAAGGGGCCAGAAGGAGAGGUAUGGAGAGAGAGAGAGAGAGAGAGAGAGAGAGAGAGAGAGAGAGAGAGAGAGAGAGAGAGAGAGAAAGAGAGAGAGAGAGAGAGGAGAGAGAGGAAGAGGAGGAGGAGGAGGAGGAUAAAGGUGAGGUAGAGGAGACAUGAAGUGUCCAGGAACAAGAUUUUCCCCAAACUUCCAGAUCCUCUCAAAUCAGUGCCACAAGAUUAAAACAAAGUAAAAUAAAACAAAAACAAACAAACAAAAACAAAACAAGCAUUCAACAUCUGAACCUGUGGGAGGCACUUAAUACUCAAAUAAUAACUUUAUGAUAGUCCAUCUGAUGACUGAGGCAGUGACUGAGUAACGGGUAGGUAGCAUACACAGUGUGGACACAUUGCAUAACGGGAUGAUUCAUGUCCUUGUUAGAAGACAUCAGGAUGGAAAUGCCAUAAUGUUAUUCAUUGUAAUGAACAGUAAAACUAACAAAUUAUUUUAUUCUGGAAUUUCUUGGGUAAUAAUUAACUGCAGAAAGCUAAACUAUAGACACAGGCAUGAGUAGCUGUAAACAGCAAUCAAAAGCUCAGACUCUGAAAUCAGGAAGACUGUGUUGGCAUCUCUGCUCUAGUGCUUGCUGGUAGAUGUCCACCGACCACAUUAACCAGUUGCUUCUCUUUGGCACAGUGCUCUGUGUGUGCCCUGGGGCUCAAUCAUACUGACUGUUGGGUAGGGAAGCAGCGAAGAUUCAGUGGACAAUAAAAGUGUUUCUUCUACAAAAAGUAA